UUCAGCUUGUUUUGUUAAAUCAGAAAAAGUACACAACAGUGUAGUGUACCAUCAUUUGGGUAAAAAUAAACUCUAAAACUGGGUAUGCUACAAUAUGUAUAAAUGAUUCUGGAAGAACAAGUAGUAAAUUUUAAGAGUGGUUGCCUCCUCAGAGAGAAACAGUGCUUGAGUACAGAUGCUGUUGGGUAAAUACCCAACGAUUCAACUACCUUAAGAGUUCUUGGCCACAGAAUCUUAAUCUUGUUAACAGAGGCAGUAGGUUCCAAUCCAAGAGAUAAAGGAGGAUUGAAGCUAGAGAUGGCAAUGUGAAAUUUGUCAUAAAGAAAUGUAUCGUUGUCAUUUACAUAGUGGCCACCACAGAAGAUAAUGAAAUGAAUCUUAAAAUUUUCACUUGUGUAUUCCAACAUCAAGUGAGUACAAAAAUUUAUGAAUGCUGAUUGAAUACUCAGGAUUUUCUUGAAACAUCUAAAUUCUAUGAUAAAUAAUUGACCACUGUGACAAUAGAAUAUAGGUCAUUAAAGUGCAUUCCAAUUGGCAGGAGUUUGGACAGUUCCCUGAGAAUCUGUUUAACCAGGUAGAUUAAAUGGAAAUAUAUUUUCUAUAAUGGAACUCGUCAAAAUGAGAAGGGAUCAACUAUUGACAAUCAUGAGAUCACUACCUGGGCCUUUCUAUAUAGAGCCCACAAACAUCGUCAGUGUGAAUGAUGUCAUUCAGAGGGUUAGCGACCAUGCCUCUGCCAUGAACAAGAGGAUUCAUUACUACAGCCGGCUCACCGCUCCUGCAGACAAGGCACUGAUUGCCCCAGAUCAUGUAGUUCCAGCUCCAGAAGAAUGCUAUGUGUAUAGUCCAUUGGGUUCUGCUUAUAAACUUCAAAGUUACACUGAAGGAUACGGCAAAAACACCAGUUUAGUAACCAUUUUUAUGAUUUGGAAUACCAUGAUGGGAACAUCUAUAUUAAGUAUUCCUUGGGGCAUAAAACAGGCUGGCUUUACUACUGGAAUGUGUGUCAUCAUGCUGAUGGGCAUUUUAACACUUUAUUGCUGCUACAGAGUAGUGAAAUCACGAUCUAUGAUAUCAUCAGUGGAUACCAGUACCUGGGAAUAUCCAGAUGUCUGCAGAUACUAUUUUGGCUCCUUUGGACAGUGGUCAAGUCUCCUUUUCUCCUUGGUAUCUCUCAUUGGAGCAAUGAUAGUUUAUUGGGUGCUUAUGUCUAAUUUUCUUUUUAAUACUGGAAGGUUUAUUUUUAAUUUUAUUCAUCACAUUAAUGACACGGAUGCUGUACUGAGUACCAACAAUAGCAACCCUGUGAUUUGUCCAAGUGCUGGGAGUGGUGACCAUCCCAACAAUGGCUCUAUGAUUUUCUAUGCCAAUGACACAGGACUCGAACAGUUUGAAAAAUGGUGGAAUAAGUCCAAGACAGUGCCCUUUUACCUCAUAGGACUCCUCCUGCCACUGCUCAAUUUCAAAUCUCCUUCAUUUUUUUCAAAAUUUAAUAUCCUAGGCACAGUGUCCGUUCUUUAUUUGAUUUUCCUUGUCACGUUUAAGGCCAUACACUUGGGAUUUCAUUUGGAAUUUCACUGGUUUAUGCAAACAGAGUAUUUUGUACCAGAGAUAAGAUUUCAGUUUCCACAGCUGACUGGAGUGCUUACCCUUGCUUUCUUUAUUCAUAAUUGUAUUAUUACACUCUUGAAGAACAACAAGAAUCAAGAAAACAAUGUGAGGGACUUGUCCAUUGCUUAUAUGCUGGUGACAUUAACUUACCUCUAUAUUGGAGUCCUGGUUUUUGCUUCAUUUCCUUCACCGCCAUUAACCAAGGAUUGCAUAGAGCAGAAUUUUUUAGACAACUUCCCUAGCAGUGACAUCCUGUCCUUCAUUGCAAGGAUAUUCCUGCUGUUCCAGAUGAUGACUGUAUACCCACUCCUAGGCUAUUUGGCUCGUGUUCAACUAUUGGGCCAUGUCUUCGGUGACGUUUAUCCUAGCAUUUUUCAUGUGCUGACUCUUAAUCUAAUUAUUGUGGGAGCUGGAGUGAUCAUGGCCUGCUUCUACCCAAACAUAGGAGGAAUCAUAAGGUAUUCAGGAGCAGCAUGCGGCCUGGCCUUUGUAUUCAUAUAUCCAUCUCUCAUCUAUAUGAUUUCCCUCCACCAAGAAGACCGUCUGACAUGGCCGAAGUUAAUCUUUCACAUUUUCAUCAUCAUUUUGGGCCUGGCUAACCUGAUUGUUCAGUUUUUUAUGUGAAAUACUCAAUGUCUUCUCAAGAUCUUUCAUGGCAUUUUGAACUUUGACAACAGUUCCACAUAAAUUGACUUGUAAAUGCUGUUGUUGCUGUAAUUCUAAGUGUUUUUCCUAAGAUAAUUUGAAAAAAAGUCGGGGGGGAGGGAACAGUGGUCCAUGAAUAAGUAAUUUUGACUAGAGAGGAUAAAGGGGCAAGAAUGAUCUUUGUCUCUCUUCAUAUGCACCACCCCUUCAUUCUCAUUGUCUUUUCUGAGCAGCCGUGUAUGCCCUUAGGAAAAAUCAUGCUGGUUUUUGCUUUUUACAGAUAUAAGGUGGGUGGGUUUAUUUUGACUAGAGUAAAGAUUCUCAGGGUGUCACAGCAACGAUUGCCAGAUGCUAUUCCUGUUUUAUGUUUCAAUGUAUUCACUUUCAUUUUAUUACUUGCUAGACAAUUUCUGCAGUUUAUCCAUACAUGUACUGUUUGGGUCAGUAAACCGAAUACCUCAUUUGUAAAAAGAAAUCUCCAUGGCAUCAGUGUUAAUAGAGUGAACUCUUAACUGCAUCCUUAAUCUCUAUAUAAAGGAGAGAAAGAAAGAAUGUCGGUACAGGCUCUUUGGUUAUGAACCUUACACAAAAUAAAUGAACUGGGAGAGUU
Messenger RNA from Lontra canadensis (Northern American river otter), 2866 nucleotides. It is a transcript of the gene SLC38A9, whose product is annotated as solute carrier family 38 member 9. NCBI's taxonomy places the organism in Eukaryota, Metazoa, Chordata, Mammalia, Carnivora, Mustelidae. The record is from RefSeq and is a predicted model, not a curated record. The transcript has 14 exons. The coding region runs from base 604 to 2235 and encodes 543 amino acids. Gene Ontology annotation, biological process: amino acid transmembrane transport. Gene Ontology annotation, molecular function: amino acid transmembrane transporter activity.